Messenger RNA from Trematomus bernacchii (emerald rockcod), 5440 nucleotides. RefSeq names its product O-GlcNAcase (gene oga). The transcript has 19 exons. The coding region runs from base 320 to 3154 and encodes 944 amino acids. Gene Ontology annotation, biological process: glycoprotein metabolic process. NCBI's taxonomy places the organism in Eukaryota, Metazoa, Chordata, Actinopteri, Perciformes, Nototheniidae. Gene Ontology annotation, molecular function: beta-N-acetylglucosaminidase activity. The record is from RefSeq and is a predicted model, not a curated record.
CCGAGUGGAAACCAGGGCACAUCUACCAUCAAGAGAAGAAAAAUGAUCGGACAAAUACGAACGGAAGCCUUGUUUUUCAUUAUAUAUAAACCAACAUAUGCCACUUCAUGAUAAUCUCGAUUACAAUUUGUAGAAGCAAUUGCUAACUUUUCGAUAAUUUUGAAAGACUUGUUAUUCCGUACCUUAGCUAACGUUAACGCCAGACAGACAGCAGCACGAUUUAUUUCCUGCAGGUAAUGCUCGGCAAGUCUGUCUGCAAAACUACAGACAGAAAAAUAACUCAGUGCUCUUAGGCAAACCGAGGCAAAUAUCUAUAACAAUGGUUCAAAAAGAUAAGACGCUGGAGACUCCUCAAGUUGACGGUGAGCCGAGCCCCAGCCCAGUCUCCGGAGAGGCUCGUGCAGAGGCCGCCUGUCCGGUGGAAGAGUCCGGCAUCGGAGUCGAACCGACGGGCAACAGGAAAUUCAUCUGCGGAGUCGUGGAAGGCUUUUACGGUCGACCAUGGACUAUGGAACAGAGGAAAGAGUUGUUCAGAAGGCAGCAGAAAUGGGGACUGAAUACAUACCUUUAUGCCCCCAAAGAUGACUACAAACACAGAAUGUUCUGGAGAGAGAUGUAUUCAGUGGAAGAAGCAGAACAACUCAUGACUUUAAUUGGUGCUGCUAAGGAGCAUGGGAUAGAGUUCAUCUAUGCCAUUUCCCCUGGACUGGACAUCACCUUCUCCAAUCAGAAGGAAGUUACUGCACUAAAGAGGAAACUCGAUCAGGUUACUCACUUCGGCUGCAAGUCAUUUGCCUUACUUUUUGAUGAUAUUGAACACAACAUGUGCCCUGCUGACAAAGAGGUGUUCAGCUCAUUUGCACACGCUCAGGUUUCUAUUACAAACGAAAUCUACCAGUACCUGGGAGAGCCCGAAUCAUUUCUGUUCUGCCCCACAGAGUACUGUGGAACAUUUUGCUACCCAAAUGUCCAUCAGUCUCCCUACCUCCACACAGUAGGAGAGAAGCUACUGCCUGGCAUUGAAGUGCUAUGGACAGGCCCCAAGGUGGUGUCCAAAGAUAUCACAGUGGAAUCAAUCGAGGAGGUGUCAAAGAUCCUAGGAAGAGCCCCUGUGAUCUGGGACAACAUUCACGCCAAUGAUUAUGACCAGAAGAGGCUUUUCUUGGGGCCUUACAAGGGCCGCUCCACAGAGCUCAUCCCCAGACUAAAGGGAGUCCUCACGAACCCUAACUGCGAGUUUGAGUCCAACUUUGUUGCGAUCCACACUCUGGCCACCUGGUACAAGUCUAAUAUGAAUGGGGUGCGCAAGGAUGUGGUGAUGACUGAUGGCGAGGACAGCACCGUGUCCAUCCAGAUCAAGUUAGAGAAUGAAGGCAGUGAUGAAGAACUGGAGACAGACAUGCUCUACAGCCCACAGCUUGCUCUAAAACUGGCUCUCACAGAAUGGCUAGGGGACUUUGUUGAGCCUCAUCAAUACAACAGCCGACAGGUGCCUCAGAGUGGUCCCAAAAGCACCGCCAUCGACGUGACAUCCAUGACUGCUCCCUUGCUCUGCUCUUCCACAACAGUCACGACUGUGUUCCAGCAGCCCAUCAUGUCUCCAGCCAUGCCGCCUCUCUGUCUGGAUCCACUCUCACACCCCUUGGCAAAAAUACCUCAGGACAUAGAGGAGGUGGAGUUGGAGAAGAAGGAUUCAGACGAGGAGCCCAUGGAGAUGGUGGUUGAGAAGCUAGAUGAGCUUGAGCAGGAAGCACAAACCGACCCAGAGGAGAAGCAGGUCGGUCCCAUCUUAGUUGAGAAGAUGGCUGAGGACCUGAAGCCCAUGGAUACAGACAAGGAGUGUCUGACAGAGUCCAAGUCCCCUGAAGAGUCCAUCCAGGAGGACCCUGGGUGCGACAUCGCCCCGAUGCAGACAGAUGAUCAGCUCAAACUGAUUCCACAAGCAUUUGAGUUGUUUGUGCCCGGGCCCGACGAGAAGCCCCUGUUCACCGCAGAGCCCCUCACACUGGACGACCUGAGCCUGCUGGCAGAGCUCUUCUACCUGCCGUAUGAAUACGGACCCAAAGCCGUCCAGAUGCUGAAGGAGUUCGACUGGCUGAGAUCCAACAGCAGCGUUGUGAGCGUCAACUGCAAGAGAAAGGAAACUGAAAAGGUAGCAGAAUGGCAAUCAAGGGCAGAGAAGUUUGAGGACAUGUGCCGCUCAGUCAUCCAGAUGUUCACACGGCUGUCCAAUUCAGCCAACCACACCAUCCUAUACGACCUCUACCCGUACAUCUGGGACAUCAAGAGCAUCAUUUCUAUGGUCAAGUCUUUUGUCCAGUGGCUAGAUGGAAGAAUCCACAGUACAAGUUUCUACUGCUAUUGGAUCGACAGUGGCCGAUGGUGUCGUAGUCAGUCCUCAGCACAGUUCCUUAGAGGAGACCAAGAACCCUGGGCCUUUAAGGGAGGUCUAGCAGGAGAGUUCCAGAGAUUGUUGCCAAUAGAAGCGGCAAACGAUCUUUUUUACCAACCUCCGCCUUCAUUGCCAACUUCCAAAACCUAUUCCAUAAGGCCAUACUUUCCCAAGGAUGAGACUGCCAUUUAUAAAAUCUGUAAAGAAAUGUACUCUGAAGGAAUGGAAGAUGAACCGGUCUCUGAGGAGGAUCCUGACCUCAUUGGAGACAGGUUAGUAGGAGGUCUCCUGUCAUUGAGCUCAGACUACGGGUUUGUGUUGGAGGAUGAUGAAGGGAUCUGCGGUUAUGCUCUUGGCACUGUGGACGUCCAGCCCUUUGUGAAAAAUUGCAAGAUGAGCUGGAUUCCAUUCAUGCAGGAGAAAUACCUCAAACCUGACUGUCAGAAGGAUCUCUCAGAGGCUGAGAAAAUGAUGCUGAGUUUCCACGAAGAGGAAGAGGGUCUUCCAGACACUUUCCUCUCCAACUUCCCCUCUCUCAUCAAGGUUGACAUUCAUGCCAAGGUCACUGACCCCAGUGUGGCCAAAAGUAUGAUGGGAUGUCUUCUAUCUUCUCUUAAGGCAAAUGGGUCCCUUGGUGCGUUCUGUCAUGUCCGGGAGACUGAUAAGAGAAUGUUGGACUUCUACGGUAAGCUGGGAUGCUUUGAAGUGGCCAAAAUGGAGGGCUUUCCCAAAGACGUGAUCAUUAUGGGACGCAGCCUAUGAAGAAACAUCCUGCUGAAAUAACAGACUGACAGAGAGGCAGCAAGACUACGUGGCUCAAACAUGUUUGCCGCCUUCAUGAGAGAAAAAAACUUCCAUGAUGAUUUUAUACUUCAUUACCAUUUGGGCUAGCCCUCGUAAAACCUCUUUUUAGGAUUUGUGUACAGAAGCACAGCAGUCGCACACACAGAUUCCCUACGCUGCCCUUAAAUGUCACGGCUCUGUUUGAUCAGCUGAUCCGAAGCUAAAGGCAGAGGAGCGAUCUGUAAUCAGUUGAUUUGAGCCAACAUGGAAGAGUGGCACUCCAGCAAUGAUUGCAGAGUCCCACUUCUCAUAUACCUCCAGGAGGCAGGAAGUGAAAACUCCCAACAUAAGCCUUUUUCUGAUUUAAUCCAAGUAGUCACUACAUGGAUAUUGCCCGCAUUCCCUAAUGCAAAGUGUCUGCAUCUGAAAUGGAGGCAGAGUUGUGAAAUGAGGGCGGUCUGUAUCUCAGGUAGUGUCUCACUACCCCUGCACCGUUUUCCCAGCUUUAAAACAGUAAAGUUACACAGCUGUCCACACGAACAGGACGACACCUUUGCACAGGGUGUGAGGUGUUGUGCAAGAGUUUGCCUUUCAUCAUCACAUCAUGGUAUUUCCAGUUGCUCCACAAUGGACUUGGAGAAAGAGGCCUUUUUAAAGUGGUUUGUUUUUAUCAGAAAUGCUAAAUCUGCACACACAAUAGGUGGAACAUUGGAAAAUAGUAGCUUUUGGGGUUUAUCAGACCCUCUAUGAAUGAUUAUCCCAGAGCAGCAAGAGGUAUAUUUGUUAAGAUUGUUAAAAACUCAACCAGGAGUUCCUCUGUAUUUCUGUUGAAGUACUGAAGGACAUGGGGAGAGCAAAACAAAAGCUUCCACAGGUUUACAAACUUCAGCCUAAUUAUGUUCAACGCUUUGCUUGUGGCCAUUUUGUUAUAUAAUGAUUUCGUUUUUGCUUAUUUCCCUUUAAGCUAUUGCCUUCUGGUUCAUUGCCUUUGGAUUUUAUGUUAAUAUUGCAGAAACCAGUGUCUUCUGUUUUAGGCUUUCUAAAAAGGUAUCAGUCAGAUAUAGAAGGGUGAUUUUAGGAUAUUGGCCUUGCUCAAAUUCCAGUACUCACAUUUGAUGAAACUUUACUCAAAUCAGCAUUUUUUUGAUAGCAGUACCCUGUUGGACCAAAAUCGUAAUAUUCUUUUAACUGGCAUUCACAUUGAAAUACAUUAGUUAAAAUGUGACCCUAUUGACUUGAAGGUGUUUUCCUUCCCACUCUCAUGAAGCUACUCAGUUUUAUUGUCUUAACCACUAAGUUCAAACCUGACUUAAAAGCAGCAGCUGAUCCGGACUAUGUUCAAGAGACAUGCUGCAACAGUUCUCUUCAACUGGUCAUUAAUAAUGGACAAUAAUUAAUUAUGUCAGCUUUCAUCCCUCCCUGCAUUGUUUUUACCCCGCAUACUCUCAAAUGAAUGUCUUAGUGAGCGGUAUGCUGUCACCAAAGUGGCACCAACUCUCACACUGUUGAGCUGUGGAUUUUGGGACUCAACGCUGACAUUUCCUAUCCAUCCAAUGAAUGUUUUAUAUUCUGACUCGUUUCCCAUUUGUUUUUGUAAAUCUUGUGUGGUUUAAAAAAAAAAAAAGCACUUGGAAUAUAGAUAGGGGUGUUCUGUUGGUUUCAUGAGGAUCAUCAGUUGCUCUUCAGUAGCUGCCUGCCAAUGUGAUGUUUUGAUACUGCGUACAUUUAUAAUGUGCAUGAGGUGUAUUUGGAUUUGCCGUGGCGGUCAUUAGAAUAUCCUCAUGUUGUGCUUCAUGGAGGAAGAAGCAUGCCACUCCCCUCUGAGCAUGAUACUGUAGUCCGUAGACAGUCUGUAAACACUGUCAAUCAUAAAGUGUUAUUAUUUUGUAUAUCUUUAUUGAAAUGGGGGCUCACUUUCUGUUGUCCUUUAAGGAAACCAAAGCGCUGGCCUUGUUCCAUUGCCCUGUCCUGUAAAGCCAUCCGAUGUGAAACUCACCAACAGGUCUGCUCUUUGUCUUCUGAAACAACAGCAGAAUUUUCCCUCCUGUUUUAAAAUGUUUAUUUUGCAGUUGUUCGGUGCUCACGCUUUCUUCUCUGCCAUCAGGUUUUGAUAGAACAGGGCUGUUACUGAGGGGAAAGGGCUCCUUAUGUACAUUUUGAUUAUCUGAGUUUAGGGUUGGGAGGUUCAUAAAAGUGUCUGUUUACCAAUGUAAAAUUUGUAUGUAAGAUACAUAAGAUUCAAAACUAAUAAACCAUAAUAAGUUC